Anthostomella pinea is the source of this 348-nucleotide messenger RNA. NCBI's taxonomy places the organism in Eukaryota, Fungi, Ascomycota, Sordariomycetes, Xylariales, Xylariaceae. The record is from the annotation of a GenBank genome assembly.
AUGCUGUCGGAAGAUACUCCGUUCAGCAACCUGUCUGACUACAAGAUUCUCUGGAACGACUGGCCCUACGGUAUCGAUAUAGACAUAACGUAUCUAGUUGUCUGGACCAAAUUUGAGAUGGGCUCCCCCUCUGAGGACAUAUCGUCAUCUGUCCGCGCUGACAUCGAGAAAAGAAGGAUCAUCUGGUUCAAGAACUGGGCGAGUCUAAAGUCGGUUGAUGGUAUUGAGCAUUUUUAUGUAAUGCUUUAUGAGGCAACUAAGGAUUUCAUUGACCGGUUUACUCAGGGUGACUGCGCCCUAGCUGAGAAAUUACAAGGCCACGGUACUAUAGUAUCAGAUGUAUCUUGA